AUGGACACGAAUGGUUAUGAUACAACUGGGUUAUCUUCAUCGUUACUAGCAGUUGGCCUCCUGCUGCCUACAAUUGCAACAGUAUACUUCGCAUCUGGAACAAAGAAGGCACAGACAAAGUGUACGUGUACGCAGUGCUUAAGAAUGAAAAAGAAAUACAGAAUUAACAAGUAUAAUUGGAUGUUCUAUGGCCUGCUACUUCUUUUAAUUGUUCCAGUGUACAAUAUACUAUUCAACCAAUACGGAAAGAAUACGAACAACGAUCCGUAUAAGCUGCUAAAUAUAUCACAGAACGCAACAAAAAAGGAAAUUGAAAAGGCGUAUCGUACAACAAUAAAGAAGGCCAAAUUUGUAAAGAUAGACAAAACAAAGCAAAAAGAGCUUGUGCAGAGCAUUCUCAAGGCAAAAGACCUGCUGCUAGAUGACAAAGCAAGAGAGCGGUGGGAUGCCUUUGGAGAUGCACCCGUGGUGAAUAACCACACUAUAGCCAUACCUUCUUGGAUUAUGAGCAAGUACAAUCCAGUUGUUCUUAUUUUCUUAUACGUACUGGUUCUUGGCGUGCUUCUUCCUAAGUGUGUGUCUUAUAUGUGGAUGUAUUCCUUUGAGUAUUCAUCAAGUGGAAUAUUGUAUAAAAGCACAGAGUCACUGUACAGUGCACUAAAGCACAUAGUAGUUGAGGACGUAGUUGGGCUAUUAGCACUGCUAAGCAAGUACACUAUAGAAAUGUCACAGUAUAAAGAGAAAACAGACCCGAAAAACAUUGAGAAGCUAAGAAAGAUAAUCAAGGAGAACUAUGGUAUGUCUCUUCCUAUGGACACAAAUGUAUUUAUUCUAUGUGUGUCCAUACUUCUAUUGAGAGAUCCAGAGGUUCUGGCCUUAGUGAAUGGAAAGGAUGUGGAGUAUUUACAGAACUGGCUGGUUCUAUCUUCGCACGCAACAAAGAACCUGGCUGCGGCGGUUAAGAACAGUUUUUUGUAUACACUGUCGAUAGAUCUAGAAAGAAGCAUUAUUCAGAGUGUGCCAGACCCAAUGUACUACCCAAUGCAGGCAGGAAUAUCCUUUUCUGACAUAUUUGUUUCUAAGUAUAAGAACAAACCGGUAGACGAGAGCACAGAAAUAGACAAAAAGAUGUUUAAGAUUGCUAUAUCUGGCAUGGAUAUGUAUAACGUAUUUGAUGGAAUUGUUAAGGAUGGCAUGUUUAUAACUGGAUCUGUGGAUGCAAUAAUAAAGCUGCGGAUAGAUAGGGAGGGAGUAAAUUCAUACACCCCCACAGUCAUUAAAAAGAGUGAUAGCAAGAUAAGCGACUCUGGGGAUCUUGCGGAUUUAGAGCAUAAUUAUGAAGAACUGUACCCCUCAUCGCUAGAGAAGUAUCCUAUAAAAAUCAAAGGAACUCAUUUUGAACCCGUGCAUGCGCCGAUGUACUUUGAUGACCUCUUAUACACAUGGACAUGCGUGCUGAUGGUGAAUAAGGACGUGCUAUUUGAGUCGCAUCCAUUCACGCCAAGCAAAGCAGGCACUGAUGUAUUUUUUAAGGUCCCUGCACUGGCAAGCAUUAUUUCAACAAGAAGAGCAGAGAUAGAAAUUAAGCUAAUCUGCGAAAAGUACUUUAAUAGAGAUGCCACAAAAAAGCUAUCAGUUCUAAUUAAAUAA
Messenger RNA from Nematocida parisii ERTm1, 1650 nucleotides. RefSeq lists its product as uncharacterized. Gene Ontology annotation, molecular function: RNA binding; transmembrane protein transporter activity. The record is from RefSeq and is a predicted model, not a curated record. Gene Ontology annotation, biological process: post-translational protein targeting to endoplasmic reticulum membrane; SRP-dependent cotranslational protein targeting to membrane. NCBI's taxonomy places the organism in Eukaryota, Fungi, Microsporidia. Gene Ontology annotation, cellular component: Sec62/Sec63 complex. The coding region runs from base 1 to 1650 and encodes 549 amino acids. The transcript has a single exon.